Lutra lutra (Eurasian river otter) is the source of this 1704-nucleotide messenger RNA. RefSeq lists its product as uncharacterized. The record is from RefSeq and is a predicted model, not a curated record. The transcript has 2 exons. Bases 378 to 1289 code for a protein of 303 amino acids. NCBI's taxonomy places the organism in Eukaryota, Metazoa, Chordata, Mammalia, Carnivora, Mustelidae.
CCCAGGGCCCCUCCCAGGAGAGCAGAGUGUAUGACAUAACGCUCUGUAAGAGUAGGCUGAUAAGAUUAGUAGGGAAUUUUGCCACCAGUUAGAAGUUACAUGAAUUAUAUUUGAAACAUAAUCUGUAAUUGCCUUUUGAUAUUUUGAUAUUUGAUAUUGAUAUUUUGAGGGAGUAAAGAUGUUUUCAGCUUGGGUUCCAAGAGAGAAUUAAGGCCUAAGCCAUAAACCGUCUGUUGAUGUAAUGACUUAACCCUCCUGCUGUGCCUCCAGGACUGUGCUAGCUCUGUCCGGUCCCUGGGGAAGUCAGAGGAGAGUCGCUCAGACCCUUUUUGGUUGACAUUUAAUUCUCUUGGGGAGUCCCAGUUGAGAAAGGCUGAAUGGGAUCUUCAGAUUGGAGGUGUAGAUUGGAGGGGCAGGGUCCUUCCUCCUGCCCAAACAGAGAGAAAGAGGCUGGUUCCCUCCACAAGGGGCAGCCAGGCCUGGGUCGGUGGCUCAGAAGUGUCCUGGCCCCCAGGCAGGCUCCUUCUGACUUGGCCCUGCUGCCCGUCCACACAGCACUUCUCCACGUGCAGGGUCAUGACCCAUGUGGUGAGAAGGAGGUCAAAAGCAUGCCAGCUGAGCUGGUCUCUUUUAAAAAGCUUUCCAAGAAACUGCCCCAGCAGCAGCCUCCUACAGUCCUAUGGCCACGGUGGCCGUGCACCUCCGGGUACCUGCUUGCUCACCCACUGGUAUGUCAGGCUGACACGCCCUCGCUUACCCCUGCUGCACCAGACACACACUUACUAUCACUUCUGACACAUGUGAAUGAUCAGGCAGAUCUGUUGGUUUCUCCUGGCCUCAGCUGGCUGGGACGCUGGGCCUCUCUCCACAUAGACGUCCACACUGGGCUUCCUCACCUGAGCCACCCAGGCGCCCCUGGCGGAAGCAUUUUAAGACAGCAAAAGCAGAAGCUGCAAAGCCUUUUAAGGCCCAGCCUCAGAAAUCCGCAACCACACUUCCUCAGCAUUGCGUGGGCCUACAAAACCCACCGGCCAGGCCAGAUUCAACACCAGAGAAAUAGACUGUGCCUCUCUGUGGGAGGAGUAGCAAGGUGGUGUGGCCAUUUCAGCAUUUAUUUACAGAUUUACCUCUAUUCUUUGCUGUCCCCGGUGCUCCCAGAGUCAUCAUCGGUAGUAGGCUCGGACUCGAGGUCCAGGACCCUAUCAUCGAGGUCAGGUCAAGGUCUUCUGAGCUUCUUGGGUACGGCUUACUGGGUAGAGCUUCAGAGGCCGUGGGCUAUCAGUGGGUGACCAGACCCACACACGCAUCCCUUCUGAAAGGAGGGGGCAUGAGGUGACUGGAGCCACCACGUACAGCUCAAGCUUUUUGACGUGGUAAGGAAGGUUUUCCGUGAGAGCAGAGGUGGGGGCUGCCUGGUAAGCCCCAUGGUAUCACCUCUGCCACUUCCAGAGGUCAGGAGGGCACGUGGCCUGGCCAGGUGCAGGGUGAGGAAAUGGAGCCUGCCUCCAGGAAGGAGAAGACACCGUCAGUGGCAGAGGGGCUCGGAGACUGGCGGGCUCCCUCGGGGUCACUCUGAGCCACUGCUCCUCCAUGAGUGCCCAGGGAGAGCAGGGCCUACAGACAGGUCUCCAGUCCAUUUAGGUUAGCAGAGUCUUUUCUCUGUGACAUACUCAGAGUCCUCUGAAAGUGACCUUCUCAACCUGU